Molecule: messenger RNA, 1932 nt
Organism: Stegastes partitus (bicolor damselfish)
Lineage: Eukaryota; Metazoa; Chordata; Actinopteri; Pomacentridae
Gene: aadat
Product: aminoadipate aminotransferase
Exons: 14
Coding region: 1-1305 (434 amino acids)
Biological process (GO): biosynthetic process
Molecular function (GO): pyridoxal phosphate binding; L-kynurenine:2-oxoglutarate transaminase activity
Source: RefSeq, a predicted model, not a curated record
AUGGUUGAGCCACAUAGAAAAGGAGUCAUGAAUUACGCCAGAUUUCUGACCGCUGUGAGUGCAGCCAGAAAGCCUUCAGCUAUCAGGAUGCUGACUGAGCUGCAGCAGCGGUCGCCUCCGUCCCUGAUCUCUUUGGCUGGAGGAGCUCCGAACCCAAACACCUUCCCCUUCCAAUCUGCGUCCAUCCAGGUGAAGAACGGACAAACAAUCACCUUCGACGAGACGGCGAUGAAGAGAGCCCUGCAGUACUCUGCGUCCAGUGGGAUACCCGAGCUGGUGACAUGGAUGAAGAACCUUCAGAAGGACCUCCACAACCCCCCGACCGCCAGCUACAGCCCCGACAAGGGUCAGAUGGACAUGUGUGUGACGACGGGGAGCCAAGAGGGGCUUUGUAAGGUGUUUGAGAUGCUGGUCAACCCCGGAGACAACGUUCUCCUGGAUGCACCCACAUAUUCGGGGACACUUGCAGCGCUUCAGCCACUCGGGUGCAACCUAAUAAACGUUCCCAGCGACCAGCACGGCAUGAUACCUGCAGGCCUGAAGGAGGUUUUGUCUCGGUGGGACCCGUCAGAAGUCCACAAGCCCGGCAGCACCGCUCCCAAAAUCCUCUACACCAUCCCCAACGGAGGAAACCCAACCGGUGCCUCCAUGACGGUUGAGAGGAAAAGGGAAGUGUACGAGCUGGCCAGACAGUACGACAUGCUCAUCAUCGAGGACGACCCGUACUACUUCCUGCAGUUUGAAAAGCCGUGGGCUCCCACGUUUCUCUCCAUGGAUGUUGAUGGGAGGAUCAUCAGGACGGACUCUUUCUCUAAGAUCCUGUCUUCAGGGUUGAGGAUCGGCUUCGUGACUGGUCCCAAACCGCUGGUAGACAGGGUGGUGCUGCACAUCCAGGCCUCCACAAUGCACACCAGCACCUUCACACAGCUCAUGGUGUCUCAGUUGCUGCACAGCUGGGGACAAGAAGGUUUCCUCCAGCACAUAGACAGUGUGAUUGAGUUUUACAGGAAACAACGUGAUGCAAUGGUCAGCUCCGCAGACAAGUGGCUCAAAGAUCUGGCGGAUUGGCACAGCCCAUCUGCAGGCAUGUUCCUGUGGAUGAAGCUGAGGGGCAUUGCCGACACCCAGCAGCUCAUUAUGGAGAAAGCUUUGGAGAAAGAGGUGCUGCUGGUUCCCGGAGGAUCCUUCAUGAUCAACAGCAGCGACCCCUGUCCUUACGUCAGAGCAGCCUUUUCUCAGUCCACGCCGGAGCAGAUUGAUGAGGCUUUCAGGAGACUCUCCUCACUCAUCAAAGAUGCUCUGUGAUGAGACAUUUGUUUCCAUGGCAGAUGCUGUAUUUUUUUUUUUUAAAUUAAAGGCUUUUGUGAAGUGUAAAUUUGAAAUUGUUACUCCCGACUACAUCCAAACCACAAUCCAAACAAUAUCAGUAAAUCAGUUUCAUUUGCUGUAAUUCAGAUUUCAAUCCCAUUGAAUGAUUCUCAGCUCAGAUUCUGGAAUAAAUGUCAAAUAUUUUCAUCAUCAUCAUCAUCUUUAGUUAUUAGUUCCAGCUUCACAAAUGAAUUCAAUUUGCUGCCGUCUCUUCAAGUCACUUAAAUUGUUUUUCUGCGGAUUUAAUAUUUAAAGGUUUUUGUAUCAUUGGUUGGACAAAACAAGCACUUUAAUGUUUUCACUUCGGACAGCACGGAAAUUUGUCAACGAACCCAUCGGCAAAAAAAAAAAGAAAAGUAUCAUCAAUCCUGGUUCUAAGCUGGAUCUGAUUCCAACGCUGUUCAUGUCCCUCCAACGUGACUUGUGCUGAUUUCUAAAAACCCUCCAAAACAAGUAAUUAUUAUAUCAAAUAUAAUAAUUGUGCUGCUAAAAUAUUGCACUUAACUGUAACAAUGUCUUCAUCUUGUCCAUGAAAAGAAGUAAAUAACUUUUUAUUACUCUGUA